CUUUCUAUUUUCACUCACUCGUACGGGGAGUGGGACAGAAUGAUCUCCUCGGAGAAAGCAAACAUGGAUCUGACAGGGUUCAGGGUUGAGAUAUAUUAAUUGUCAUCAUUAAUUACUCGAAUUAUUCUUCUAAUUAUUAUUUUCUUCAUUUGGACGGGUGCUACACAAUGAGCCUGGAAACACUGAAGCUUGCUGGAGAUGAUCAGAUAAAGGAAGUUUGAAGAUAAGAUUUUGCCUUCAAUAAAAGUUAUCCAUCUGGUUCCUGAAAAUAGAAGCUCUACACUGCAGUAUGAACCUGACCAGCCUGAUGAACAUCUUAUUCCUAUUAUUUACAUUGUGUGGUCUUCAGGGAUCUGCAGUCACACACUCGGUGCAGUACCUCUACACCAUGUUAAAGCCACAACUCACUUUCUCAGAGUUCAAUGCCGUGGGUCUACUGGAUGGAGAGCAGUUCAUGUCCUACAAUAGCACUACCAGGAUGCUGAUAGCAGAGGACUGGAUAAAGAAGAUUGAGCGUGAAGAGUUAUGGAAGAGCUUGAAGCAGGAUAUUCAGGGUCACCAGGAUGGACUUAAUAAAAUCAUCAAAACACUGUUGAAAGUGUUUGUUAACAUUACAGAUGUUCAUACUCUACAGAGGAUGUACGGCUGUGAGGUUGAUGACGGCAACACUAGUGGAUACGAUCGCUAUGGUUAUAAUGGAGAAGAUUUGAUGAGUCUGGAGCUGAAAACUGCAACCUGGAUUGCAGCGAAUGAUAAAGCCGAGCUCGUCAGAAAGAUGUGGGAUCCUGAUGGGAGUCAAGCUAAAGGCUGGAAGACCUUCCUGGAGAAUGAUUGUAGUGAGCAGUUAAAGCGAUACAUGUCUUAUGGCAAAGAGUCUGUGGAGAGGAAAGUUCCUCCUACAAUGUCCAUGUUCAAGACACCCUCGUCUUCUUCAGAGGUGGUGUGUCAUGCUACAGGAUUCUUCCCCAGAGCACUGAAUAUCUCCUGGCUGAAAGAUGGACAGAAUGUUUAUAAGGAUUUAGGAAAGACAUUACCCAAUCUGGAUGGAAGCUUCCAGAAGAGGAGCAUCCUGGAAGUCUCUACUGAGGAGCUUCAGAAACACAACUACACCUGUGUGAUUGAGCACAGCAGCUUGGAGAAGGAUUUGGUGCUUGUUCCUGUGAGCGAGUGCCGAACCCUAAAAGGUGGAGGAUCACAAGAAGGAGUGAUUGGUUUCCUUGUCGGGAAUCACAUUAUCAUUUUUAUUGUUAUUGUUGGAAUUUUGGUCUGGAAGAGGAAGAAGAUCAAAUUCUGUUCCAAAUGUCCUAGUUGGACGAACACUGGACACUCCCCUGUUUCACAAACAUAAAUAUAUUGGAUGGUCAGACCUCUGCAAGAUGAUAAAGAAAAGCAAGGACACACUUUUGCAUUUAGAGCUACAGACAAGUACAAACCCUUUAACACACUCUGUGGAUUAGCGUUUUUGUUUUUUUUGUAUUAAAACUACCUCUGAGGCUUUGAGGUAUGUGUUAGAAAAAGCUCCUUCACCUUAAAUGAUUCAUUCUCAUCCAAGCUAAAGUUCUGUGUUGAGAAUUAAGUGAAUUAUAUCCACCUGAAGUGCCAAUUUAUAGCUUUCAUGCUUUCUGACACCAGUAUUUUUAUUGAUCCAAUGGGAACUGGAAUUAUCAUCCAGAAAAACAUCACUCUAGACCAAAGGUUCACACAUUUUCUGCUAUGAAGGGCCUGAAACAAUCGAUUGAUUAUGUAAUAUUUACAAAUAAAAGAAUAGAAUGUAUUCCUCUGUAAAAUAAAUGUCAUUUCACUGUGAUUUUAAACAUAGAAACAAUCCCAUUUAUAACGCAACAUAGUUUUCAGUCUAUCGACUGGGACAUGGUCCGCGUUUGGGCAUCUGAUCUAGAAAAUCAUUUCCCUCCACUAUUUCAGUGGUCAUGUGAAACUUUUUCUUACAACUGAGAGUAUUUUUGUAGAAAUGUUUCUAAGGUGAAAUGUGAUUUAUAUUGUGUAUUAAUGGCAUUAUUGAUGGUGCACUGGAAAAACAUGUUUUGUACAUAUUAUUAAAAUGGAGUAAAAGUCUAAA
This is a messenger RNA of Silurus meridionalis, 2077 nucleotides long. RefSeq names its product major histocompatibility complex class I-related gene protein-like. The transcript is spliced from 7 exons. Bases 290 to 1348 code for a protein of 352 amino acids. Gene Ontology annotation, cellular component: external side of plasma membrane. The record is from RefSeq and is a predicted model, not a curated record. NCBI's taxonomy places the organism in Eukaryota, Metazoa, Chordata, Actinopteri, Siluriformes, Siluridae. Gene Ontology annotation, biological process: immune response.